Xiphias gladius (swordfish) is the source of this 3015-nucleotide messenger RNA. It is a transcript of the gene ttyh3a, whose product is annotated as tweety family member 3a. The transcript has 15 exons. Gene Ontology annotation, cellular component: plasma membrane. NCBI's taxonomy places the organism in Eukaryota, Metazoa, Chordata, Actinopteri, Istiophoriformes, Xiphiidae. The record is from RefSeq and is a predicted model, not a curated record. The coding region runs from base 423 to 1997 and encodes 524 amino acids. Gene Ontology annotation, molecular function: volume-sensitive chloride channel activity; intracellularly calcium-gated chloride channel activity.
GCGGGGCGCCAGCUGGGUUAAUGUCGGGAACAGUCGCCGUGUUGGCUCCAGUCUCCCGUCUGCCCCGCACUCCGACGGUAACUGGAUGGAGGUUUUACACGGAGGGACUUGUUUGAGCUGUUGCGGCGGAAUAAGACUGCAAGACAUGAACUGAGGAAUUACCAACUAAAAAAAAACAAACAAACAAACAAAUAAAACAAAAAACAAAACAGGAUGUAAUGUUAACAAACCGCAGAGCGGAAUGUCAAGAGGAACAAAAGGGACUUCUUGUUGUUACUGGAAUCUCAGCGGACUGAACUAACUAGAGGCUAAACCGGCUAACGUUAGGCAGACUUUAUGAAGUGGAUUCCCCCGCCUGUUCACAGUUUCAAGCAUCCUUGCUUGUUUGUCUGCUGAGCGGAUCUCAUUGACAUUUACUCGCCAUGGCGGCGGUGGUUAGCUACUCUCCACCAUGGUGGGUGAACCUGCUGCACAGACUCCCCCAUUUCAACUUGAAGUUCGAGCAAACUAGCAGUGAUUUCCGACCAGAAGACUGGACAUAUCAACAGUCCAUCCUGUUAUUGGGAGGUGUGGCGCUCGCCUGUCUGGCCCUGGACCUCCUGUUUCUGCUCUUCUACUCCAUUUGGCUGUGCUGCCGGCGAAACAAAAAUGUGGAGCAGCCCAACGCCGACUGCUGCUGCACGGCCUGGUGUGUCAUUAUAGCAACACUUGUCUGCAGCGCUGGCAUUGCUGUUGGUUUCUAUGGGAACGGUGAGACUUGUGAUGGAGUGAAUCGGCUGACGUAUUCCCUGCGCCAUGCUAACCGCACAAUCACUGGAGUGCAGAAGCUGGUAUAUGACUGUACAUCCUCAUUGAACCAGACAGUAGACGAAAAUCUGCAACAGCUUGAGGGCCAGUAUGCGCAGCACGCGGACUACCUGUCCAUCAUCCAAAAGCUGCAAGGCCAGCUGGACGAACUGAUCAGACAGAUGGCGGAAACUCCCUUUUGGGACAACACCAACAUCUCCCUGGACGAGCUGGCCGUCAAGAUUGAGCUGUAUGACUGGUUUAGGUGGCUGGGCUACAUAGGCCUGCUACUGUUUGACGUGCUCAUCUGUCUUCUGGUGCUGUUUGGCCUCAUUCGCAACUCCAAGGGAACACUCAUAGGGGUGUGCUUGUUUGGUGUAGUGGCUCUGGUUAUCAGCUGGGUCUCCCUGGGGCUGGAGUUGGCCGUCUCUGUGACCUCCAGUGACUUCUGUGUUGCUCCUGACACAUAUGUCACAAAAGUGGCAGAUCAGUAUGGAGUCAUCAAUCAAGAAAUCCUGCAGUACUACCUUAGUUGCAGUUUGGAACAAACCAACCCCUUCCAGCAGAAACUUUCCGGGAGCCACAAAGCAUUAGUGGAGAUGCAGGAUGAUGUGUCCGAACUACUACGCUCUGCCACCAGAGAGUAUAAACAAACUAAGGGAAGUUUGGAGGAGAUCCAGGGGAUACUGAACACCACAGAGAUCAGCCUACAUCAGCUCACUGCACUGGUGGACUGUCGCAGCCUGCACAUGGACUACGUCCAGGCCAUGACAGGUCUGUGUUAUGAUGGACUGGAAGGCCUCAUCUACCUUGUGCUCUUCUCUUUCGUCACUGCUCUCAUGUUCAGCUCGAUUGUUUGCAGCGUGCCUCACACCUGGCGGGGCAAGAGGAGCGAGGAGGACAGUGAGGACGAGUCUCUGAGCCAUGGAGGAAGGCAAAAUCACGAUAACCUGUAUCGGGUCCACAUGCCCAGCCUGUACAGCUGUGGCAGCAGCUACGGCAGCGAGACCUCCAUCCCUGCUGCCGCCCACACUGUCAGCAACGCACCUGUUACAGAGUACAUGGCACAGAACGCCAACUUCCAGAAUUCACGCUGUGAAAACACGCCUCUGAUCGGACGAGAGUCUCCUCCCCCCUCGUACACCUCUAGCAUGCGGGCAAAGUACCUGGCCAACAGCCGACCAGAUCCUGACAACCCUCCAGCGCACUAGACAACACUGGACUCGUCCCGUCUGCAGCAUUGACGGCUCCAGAGUCACAUUCAGUCACUCAUCCAGUCAGUCCGUCAGUCUUUUUCCUACGAGAUGAUUUUCCUCAAAGUCGCUCCACCUCCUGCUCCCUUCCGCCAUUAACUGUCUCACUCAACUUGAAAUGGAAAACCAAAAUGCGCUUUUGCUGGUCGGCUGAAGCAAAACACGAGGACACCCAUCAGAUCUUAUGCAGAUACUUUUUCUCCAAUUUCCACAAUCCUUAGCUGAUGCUAGAAUCAUCAGUGGUGCUGUGAAUUUAUUUCCACUCUGAUGUGACGGCACCUGGUCUGACUUUUACACUCCAAUUUAAUUUUUAUUCUUUACACAUGAAAGCACCAUGACAUGUACGGUGUCACAUCUAACGAGGCGUUGCAGUGUUGAGGACUCUGGAGGAGCUCAUAGACUAACACUGAUGACUACUGGCUGUUUAGUUUUGUAAAGUACUGUACCACAGAGAGAGAAAUGCCUUACACAUAAAUACAGGAGGAAUCAACUGUUUUCUUCCCACCUGAGGAGCAGAUAUCGUUUCUUACAUUACACACUCAACAUAGAUCAAACCGUCGUAGUAUAGAUUAAUUUCACAGUGCAACAUCUCCGUUGCUCAGGUUUUCCUUCUGCUUGUGGAACUUAAAAUGCCAGUCCGAUAUUUGCAUUCCUCUCCUGUUAAUACUGAGAUUCUGUUUAUCCCACGUGCACAGUAGCUUGUUUUUUGCAUUUCGUCUUAAAUCCGAUGUCUGGGACCAGUUUUCCUGCAGUAUUGCACGUCGUACAGUUCUGAAAUUGAACCCUUUUUGUCUUCUUGGGACACUGUUAUUCCCUGUGGCAUUUUUUAAAUACAUUUACAAGCCACUUUUCCACAGCAGUGACUGUAACUUUAUGAAGCUGUGAACUUGAUGCUCUCAGAGGAUUUGAUAAGGUGCAGAUGAGCUGCAUGAUGGAAAUGCAGCUGGGAUGAUGAUGAUGAUUAUGAUCAUCCAUU